AGUUUCAAAUGUGUUCUAUUUUUUCUUGAACAUCAAGUCAAAAUGUCACGUAAAGUGGAAGGGAAUGAGUGUAUAUUUUAUAGUUGUCAUAUUAUCCUUUCAGUUAAACUCAUAAUCGCAACAAGCAAAUGCUUUAUCACAAGUAAAAUAUCCCCACACUCUCCAAUGGCCCUUCAACUGCCAUUCCCACUCCCCUUGUUAUCUUCUUCCCACUGCAAAAUUUGCUCAAUUCCCUUUACUCAUCAACCCCUUUUAUCUCCUUCGAAUGUACAAAAUUCUCGAUUUCAAAGUAGUAGUAAAAGCAGAGGAAGAAGCAAUUCUUUGUUGGGGCCUCUAUUUGUGAAUAAAGAAGACACCCAAUUGACUAAUGAUGAAGAAAAUGGCAUUUCCACUGUUACACAAGAAAAUGAUGAUGACCCUGAUCCUGAAUCACUUGAAUAUGUUUCUCAAAUUAAACGAGCUUUGGAGCUUCUCAAGAGGAAUCGGGAUAUGUUGUUUGGUGAGGUUAAGUUGACUAUAAUGAUUGAAGACCCUAGGGAUGUUGAGCGAAGGCGGCUUCUUGGCAUUGACGAUGAAAAUGCUCCAACAAGGGAUGACUUAGCUGCCUGUUUAGAAGAAAUAAAUGACGGAAAAGUACCAAAAGAUAGGGUUGCUCUGCAGAUGCUUGCGGAAGAGAUGAAUUCAUGGCCUAAUUUGGAGGCUGAAGCCACAAAGCAAAAUAAGAGCAGAUCCCUCUAUGCAAAAGCCACGGACACUGGUAUUGAUCCAAUAGAGGCUGCUAAGAGGCUCAAGAUUGACUGGGAUUCAGCAGCUGAGAUUGAGGAGGCAGCUGAUAGUGACGAGCCAGAUGUUCCUCCAGCUCUGGGAUAUGGAGCUUUAUACUUGGUCUCUGCAUUUCCAGUCAUAAUUGGCAUCUCUGUUGUGUUGAUUCUGUUCUAUAAUUCUCUACAGUGAUACAGCUUUUGGCAUUUUUGCAGGGUCGAUAAAAAUGUCAGUAUACAUCGAUGUCCUUCGAAUCAUAACAAUAGUGGAACUAGAAUUUUGCCUAAAAACAUUUAUGUUUGUAUCAGUCUUUAUAUAGAGUAAUGAGCAUGUAUUGAGUAAAUUCUCCCCUCUCCAGGCACCAAAUUAAUUCUUCACAUACUUUGUGAACGUCUAUAUUUUAGCUAUGAAAGUGAAUCAGUUAGAUCUCUUUCGUAAAUCA
This is a messenger RNA of Capsicum annuum, 1204 nucleotides long. Its product is annotated as ycf3-interacting protein 1, chloroplastic. Bases 43 to 954 code for a protein of 303 amino acids. The record is from RefSeq and is a predicted model, not a curated record. Gene Ontology annotation, cellular component: chloroplast thylakoid membrane. The transcript has 6 exons. Gene Ontology annotation, biological process: photosystem I assembly; response to photooxidative stress. NCBI's taxonomy places the organism in Eukaryota, Viridiplantae, Streptophyta, Magnoliopsida, Solanales, Solanaceae.